This is a messenger RNA of Closterium sp. NIES-65, 1788 nucleotides long. The record is from the annotation of a GenBank genome assembly. Lineage: Eukaryota; Viridiplantae; Streptophyta; Zygnematophyceae; Desmidiales; Closteriaceae.
AUGUGUGUCGAGUUUGUUUUUACUGCCCUCGUUUCACGUACCCAUUUUCUCAGUCCAUGCCCGUUUCCGCGCUACAGGCGGAAAGAACGGAGCUCCUCCGCGCCGCAGGCGGAAGAACGGAGCUCCUCCGCGCCGCAAGCGGAAGAACGGAGCUCCUCCGCGCCGCAGACGGAAGAACGGAGCUCCUCCGUGCCGCAGGCGGAAGAACGGAGCUCCUCCGCACCGCAGGCGGAAGAACGGAGCUCCUCCGCGCCGCAGGCGGAAGAAAGGAGCUCCUCCGCACCGCAGGCGGAAGAACGGAGCUCCUCCGCGCCGCAGGCGGAAGAACGGAGCUCCUCCGCGCCGCAGGCGGAAGAUCGGAGCUCUUCCGCGCCGCAGGCGGAAGAUCGGAGCUCUUCCGCGCUGCAGGCGGAAGAACGAAGCUCUUCCGCGCUCCAGGCGGAAGACCGGAGGCUUCCGCUGCUGACCGUUGCAGGCGGAAGGUCGGAGCGCUUCCACGGUGCAGGCGGAAGGUCGGAGCGCUUCCGCGGUGCAGGCGGAAGGUCGGAGCGCUUCCGCGGUGCAGGCGGAAGGUCGGAGCGCUUCCGCGGUGCAGGCGGAAGGUCGGAGCGCUUCCGCGGUGCAGGCGGAAGGUCGGAGCGCUUCCGCGGUGCAGGCGGAAGGUCGGAGCGCUUCCGCGGUGCAGGCGGAAGGUCGGAGCGCUUCCGCGGUGCAGGCGGAAGGUCGGAGCGCUUCCGCGGUGCAGGCGGAAGGUCGGAGCGCUUCCGCGGUGCAGGCGGAAGGUCGGAGCGCUUCCGCGCUGCAGGCGGAAGGUCGGAGCGCUUCCGCGCUGCAGGCGGAAGGUCGGAGCGCUUCCGCGCUGCAGGCGGAAGGUCGGAGCGCUUCCGCGCUGCAGGCGGAAGGUCGGAGCGCUUCCGCGCUGCAGGCGGAAGGUCGGAGCGCUUCCGCGGUGCAGGCGGAAGGUCGGAGCGCUUCCGCGGUGCAGGCGGAAGGUCGGAGCGCUUCCGCGCUGCAGGCGGAAGGUCGGAGCGCUUCCGCGCUGCAGGCGGAAGGUCGGAGCGCUUCCGCGCUGCAGGCGGAAGGUCGGAGCGCUUCCGCGCUGCAGGCGGAAGGUCGGAGCGCUUCCGCGCUGCAGGCGGAAGGUCGGAGCGCUUCCGCGGUGCAGGCGGAAGGUCGGAGCGCUUCCGCGGUGCAGGCGGAAGGUCGGAGCGCUUCCGUGCUGCAGGCGGCAGGUCGGAGCGCUUCCGCGCUGCAGGCGGAAGGUCGGAGCGCUUCCGCGCUGCAGGCGGAAGGUCGGAGCGCUUCCGCGCUGCAGGCGGAAGGUCGGAGCGCUUCCGCGGUGCAGGCGGAAGGUCGGAGCGCUUCCGCGCUGCAGGCGGAAGGUCGGAGCGCUUCCGCGCUGCAGGCGGAAGUUUUUGUCCCCUCGCGCCAUCCCCCUCCCUUCCCCUUCCCCUCUUCCGCAACUACUCCUUUUCCACCCUGAUCCGCGCCCCUCCCCGCCAUUUCCGCAUUUCCCUCAUCCCCUCUCUCUCCUCUAUGCCCUCUCCCCUCUCUCUCCCGGCUCUUCAUCUCUUUCCCCUACCCUCCGCUUCCCUCCCCCCUUCCCACCCCGAUCACUCUCGCUCCCCUCUCCGUUUCCAGCCCUCGCUUUCGUUUCCUCUCCUUCGCGCACCUUGUGGUAACUCUCGUAGCGUAACCCCUAUUCCCGUUUCCUCUCUCCCUGUUUCUCCUCUCCCUGUUUUCUCCUAUGGACGCCAUGACGAUAUUCCCUUGCAAUGUGUGGAAUGA